This is a messenger RNA of Rhincodon typus (whale shark), 2283 nucleotides long. It is a transcript of the gene hoxa10b, whose product is annotated as homeobox A10b. Gene Ontology annotation, biological process: regulation of transcription by RNA polymerase II. The transcript has 5 exons. Gene Ontology annotation, molecular function: RNA polymerase II cis-regulatory region sequence-specific DNA binding; DNA-binding transcription factor activity, RNA polymerase II-specific. NCBI's taxonomy places the organism in Eukaryota, Metazoa, Chordata, Chondrichthyes, Orectolobiformes, Rhincodontidae. Gene Ontology annotation, cellular component: nucleus. Bases 531 to 1565 code for a protein of 344 amino acids. The record is from RefSeq and is a predicted model, not a curated record.
AGUUCUUAAUUUUUAUCUCACUUAACUUCUACCGGCACCGAUAUUAAGACUUGUAGCGCCACUUUGUCUAUAUUUGUCCUUGAACGCCAUCUCACUUGGAAAGAAAAGUUCAAAACCCGAAGCUCCGGCUCCCUUUCUGCAAAGGGCACAGUGCAGUUGCAGUUUUGUUGUUGUUGUUGCUGUUCACUUCAGUUCCAAUAGUUACCUUUGAUGGGGUGGAGAGAGAAACUGUGGACGAAGACGAAAUGAUGGGAUCGAUUUUAUAGAUGUGGUAAAUGCUCUCCUCUGUAGCUCGGGCAGUCGAAGACCGCAAUGCUUAAAGCAUUGCGAAAGAAAUGUUUUCGAUUUCUUGAAAUGUUCCAGUGACGCAGCCUUCCGUGGAGGCGGGGCUUCUGUCCAACUCUGCCAGGCGAUUGGCCCAUCCCGCCUGUCGUGCUGCGGAGGUAUCUCUAAUCAUAUUCAGCGUGUUUGCACAAGAAAUGUCAGCCUGAACUGGAUAGCUUCUGCUUUCGCCAAAUUACCCCACAACAAUGUCAUGCUCAGACAGUCCGUCUGCAAACUCCUUUUUAGUAGAUUCUCUGAUCAGCGUGGGCCGUGGCGGGGAAGGAGCAUAUUACCCCAACAGCAGUGUAUACCUGCCGCCUGCCUCUGAGCUCUCUUACGGCACGCAGAACUGUGGACUUUUCCCAUCCCUCAGCAAACGCAGCGAGAACAACUCUCAGAGUAUGGUCCUGACUUCUCAUCCUUACAUGAGCGGGAUGGAGGUCUGGUCAGAGCCCCCAAGGUCCUGUCGCAUGGAGCAACCUGCAACCCAGCAAGUGGCAGCAUGUUCCUUCCCCCAGAAUAUCAAAGAGGAGAAUGCAUAUUGUUUGUAUGAUUCAGAGAAAUGCCCUAAAAGCUCAGCAGCAACAGAUCUUUCCACGUUCCCAAGGCUAACAUCAGAAUCGUGCUCCAAUAGUGACACUACUACUAGCGGCGGGGUUCCUGUCCCCGGCUAUUUCCGUCUGUCCCAAGCCUACCCGACAUCCAAACAGACACUUUAUAACAACACGGGGCAGGUUGGGACCUCUCCAUUUGUAGCCCAAUCCCAGAUCCGAUAUGGAACACCCCCUUCUUCAGCUUCGACCCCGACUGAGUUGGGGAGAAAAGGAAGUGAAGGGACAUCCCCUGGUCAUUUAACCUGCGGUUCGGAAAGAGAAGAGUCAGAAGCUCCGGCUUCUUCAGCGAACGAGGAGUCAUCUCCUGUCCCUUCAGAAAGCAGUAAACACUCUCCUGAGAAAGAAACAAAAGGGGAGGUGAAAGCUGAAAAUGGGGCCAACUGGCUGACUGCAAAGAGUGGCAGAAAAAAACGUUGUCCUUACACCAAACAUCAAACCCUGGAGCUGGAGAAAGAGUUUCUCUUCAACAUGUACCUGACUCGAGAGCGUCGCCUAGAGAUUAGCCGCAGCGUCCACCUGACUGACAGACAGGUCAAAAUCUGGUUUCAAAACCGCAGGAUGAAACUCAAGAAAAUGAACCGUGAGAACAGGAUUCGGGAGCUUACAGCUAACUUCAGCUUUUCAUGAUAAACGCAAACACUGGUUUACAGAUUUUAAAGGGACAUCGGGAAGCUGUGCUAGUGUCACUAAAAGACUAAAAACUUUUCCACUUACCUCUGACUCCUCAGCCUUGUGCUGGUUGUAGAUAUUUACGAUUUACGUGUUUUGUUUUAUUUGUGGCGGUAGUCUGUUUCUGUAACUAUAAUAAUGUAUUGCCACUGAUAAGUAAGGCAUGAACAGAAGUUAUCGCCCUGUAUGAUGAUUUUUCCAAACAACCGUGGGGGGAGGGGGACCUGACAACAAUCUUUUUAAUUGUGCUAAUUACCAAUUAUCAGCUAAGUAAAUCAAACUUUGUAAUGUCUGAAUACAGAUGACCCAUGCUGUUAAAAUAAUUCCAAAAUAAGUACCUACCGUAUACUGACAUGUUAAUAGAAGUUAAAUGUGAAUAUGCUGUAAAGUGUGUUGUUACGUAAAGAUAUCACAUACCAUAAACUGAAACAUCAGAUCACAUUUAAAUGUGAAACAUUGUUGCAAAGACAGAAGAGUUGAACGUCGGACCUUUUAUUCACUGCCGUUAUUUCACAUUUAGAAAAAAAAGAAUUGAUUCAUUUGGGUUUGCAAAGAUGAAAUGCUUUCACUUGAAGACUCAAAUACUGCUCAAUCCUAUUGCUGCUGCACUGUGUACGUUAACAAAACUUGUGUUUUCAUGAAAGAUGAAUAAACGUAUUUGGUCGGAGUGCUUUGA